Messenger RNA from Branchiostoma floridae (Florida lancelet), 3595 nucleotides. RefSeq lists its product as uncharacterized. The coding region runs from base 1 to 2250 and encodes 749 amino acids. The transcript is spliced from 13 exons. Gene Ontology annotation, cellular component: membrane. NCBI's taxonomy places the organism in Eukaryota, Metazoa, Chordata, Leptocardii, Amphioxiformes, Branchiostomatidae. The record is from RefSeq and is a predicted model, not a curated record.
AUGGCAGCUUCGUGCCUUAUCAGCGGGGUUUUCGCGGCAAUGCUGUUGAUUUCUGGAGCGUCUGCAGCCUUUAAUCCGGCGUUAAAUGCGUUUUCCCGCGCCGUGGCCCUGGACCGGACCCUGGUGGACAUCCCCCACCGUCUGCUGUGCCACGAGUUGUGUCUUAAAGACGUCUCCUGCGCCUCCUUCCAGUACGACCAGACGUCUCGGGAGUGCCGGGUCAGCAUCGUCAGGGACGAUCUGGAAGAACAUCCCGACGACGAUGUGGACGACUCGCUUCACGACCUUUCCCUUGAUGGGCUUCUUCCGACUAGUCCAGGCGCAGACUCGAUUCUUGGAUGCACCUCGGAGCCGGACGCUUGUAUCAACGGCCAUGUCUGUCAGGAAACCUGUACCUACGAUGGCGCGAUGACCUGCUCCUGUAGGUCCUCCACAUGGGACAGGGACGGCUGCAGAUCUGUCGAUGUUGGCAGCUGGGAGGAAUGGCAGAGCUGGGGAGACUGCUCAGCGACCUGUGGUGGCGGAAUGAAGACGCGCAUGCGCACAUGUAACGACCAAUAUGACGGCAAGAGCUGUGUGGGUAAAAGUACGGAGAACCGCGCAUGCGCGGAGACGCCUUGUCCAGUCUGGAGCGAGUGGAGCAGCUGGACGAAGUGCCAAAGGUGCGGCCGGUCCCGUACCCGGACCCGCACGUGCCCCAGCCCGGGGAAGUGUCACGGGGCUCCCGAUGAGAGGUCGUCCUGCAUGGGGAGCCGAGAAUGCUCCACCCUUGUCAGACUGCAGAGAGGCCUGUACGUGACUGACGGCUGGGUGGAAGUUUGGGACCAGCUGAACGGCUACUGGAGGCCGCUGUGCGGGAAUUGGACACAGGAAAACGGGAAGGUGGCAUGCCACCAUGUUGGAUUCAAAGACGUUGAAGAAGACACACCGCUCGACAUCAUGAGCCUGGGCUGUUUUAAUGACACUCCCUCGGAGAACCCGGAUGAAGAAGCCUGGAAUGCGACUGCGAUGAACGGACCGAACACCAGCGCCUCCUCUCCUGCAGACUGCCUAGCCUUCUGUUAUCCCAGGGGCUUCAAAUAUGCCGCCAUUCGGUCUAAGGACGUGUGUCAGUGCGGCAGAGGGUACGCGCGGAACGGGCAGGAGUUGUCGUCCAUGUGUAGCUGGAAGUGCGCCGGGGACACCAGCCGGACGUGCGGGAGCGAGCUCAACGAUCAUCUCAACGACGUCUUCGCAUACGCUCCGCUAGGAAAUAGCCUGUACUUUCCCAUGGACGAGAAACGUGCUCACAGCGGCGAGAUUAUGGGGGAACCGUCCGUGGUGAGUCGAGGUGGAGCAGGCCUGAUUGACGGGAUAGUCGGCAAGGCCCUGUAUCUGGACGGGAACGACCAAUGGGCGAAGUCGGAACUGCUGGACGGGUCUUGCCUAGGGAGCACGGACUAUUGUGAAGAUAGUUUCAGCAUUGGAAUGUGGCUGAAACUGAUGGAUGUUCCGGACGGCGAUCGCUACUACCUGUCUACAGGCGGCCACACCCAGUCCUCCUACGGCUUCAGCCUCUGGUACAACGCCGAGGAAGGCAAAGGGCCGGGGUUCAACGUCAGGCACCGCGAGGCGUCAUGUAAGUCGCACUUUGACAUCCCAGUCGGCACCUGGAUUCACUUGGUGCUAUCCUGGAGAAAACCGUGUGACAUCAACAUCUACAUCAACAGCACCCGAGUCGCCGACCUGGAGCUGAGGUUCGAGGCGCCUACACAGCUGGAUGAUUACGACAGAUAUACCGCCUUCGCUAUAGGAGCCCCCAACAACAAGGUCGCGCCCAAGGGUCUCUCCGGCCACGCCGUUUUUGACGAGCUUCGGUUCUGGGACAGAAAACUGGACGGGAAGGAGAUACACCAGGUCAUGAUGCACGACCUGAGGAUGUCGGGAGAUCACUACCACCCUCCGCCUGGGUCAAAGGUCAUGAAGGGGAAGUACAAGUGCACCGGAGAGGAGCCGCUACUGGGCAUGUGCGAGCACGAAGAGGACUCCUCAUUGGCUGACGAGCUGUGUCACACAAGCAACCUGGCUUUUGUGCGCUGUGUUCCCUACGGGCGGUGGGACGGCUGGUCUGCCUGGACGGAGUGUAAGGACGGACGGACACGCCGAACCCGGAAGUGCUCCACCCCAUCACCACACUAUGAGGGAGACUGUCGUGACAGUCCUGGGAAGGGACAGCAGGCCAAGUCAUGUGAGGUCAACCCCGUGAAGUAAAGGGACUGCAAAGCGUCGAAAGGUUGUUGGCAUAUGGGUAGUUCGGCCCCAAGCCUAUCAAGACGAUUCGCCACGUGCACCAUGCAUACAAUACGUAGAACUGUUUCUAAACGUUUUCCCGUUAAUCCUAGGCCUUAUUUUAACCAGACUUCCUAAAGUGCCUGCGCCAACUUUGACGUCGUAUAACUGACAAGCAACUUGGACUAGGACAACCAAACAUGGUGGCUUUCCCUAAACUUUUGUUUGCGACAAGUUGCAAGAAAUAAAAUAAGUUUAUGAAUAAAUGUUUUCGCUUUGCCAUGGCAACGGGUUUCCUGUAAGGCAUGUUUUACAAAAUUCAAUACCUUUGGUCCAAACAAUGAGAUUUAAAGGUUUUCUCGCUAAACCACUCUCGUUUUCAUGUAUCUUUAUCAAAUAUCUUUCAAUUUACUGUUUAUAAUCAGAUAUUCUUAAUUCAUACUGUGAUAACGUAAUUUAUCAAAUAUCAAGAUGGCGGACCACAUCAUGAAGUUUUACAUUAUAUAUUUUCACUCAAAUUUCAUUUCACUACUUUGUAUCUUUUACUGGUUCAAUCCCCAAUCGGAACCCCGUUGGAACUAAACCGUAACCUUAUCCAUACCUCGAGUCGUCCUGGACCUGGUCCCCAAUCGCACUGAUCGGCUAGGGGCCGAACUGUCCAGGUUCCAAAGCGUCCUGAUACAGCGUGAAAAUAAGAACUAGACACUUGGCCGGCAUCACUAGUUUACAGCAUGCACCUCAUGCAGCAUGUAUUCGUUCAAUGUUGUAUAUGUUCUACAUGUUACGUUGGAGUGUAAAAACGCGUUUUUCGUCUUCCAUAAUAUUGCCUCAAAAGAUGAGGCCCAAACCGACAGAACUAUUUCCAUGUAUAUCUUAAAAUGCAGUAUAAGAUAAGAAGUAGUUCUUAGUAUCAUUGUAUCGACAAUUCUUAUAUCACUGCAAUUAGCCCCUGGCAUGUACGCCUAAGACAGAUCUACCUGGUGUGAACUUUCCAUGUCUGUAGCCGCUAUGCAUUAGACUAUGAUGCUUGCGAAUGAUUGAUUGAUUGAUUGAUGUACAUAUGUAUUUCGAUCUUAUAUCUCAAUAGUUUAGAUGCAUUCUGUAUGGGUAGAAUUCAUUCUGAAGUAGGUCCAAACUGUUGUUGAGCAGAAAAGUUCCUUCCUUCAUAUUAUGUAUGUUCAAUGAUGACAUCAAGUAUAAAGACAGGAUUGUAGCAUUUGCAUUUAUUACGUCACGUAACAGCUAUGCUUUACAAGAUGCAGGACACAGGUAACACACCAGAGCUGUUGUGAAAUGUCGAGCGUUUCCUUGCUGCAGUAGACGAAAA